Molecule: messenger RNA, 468 nt
Organism: Naegleria gruberi
Lineage: Eukaryota; Heterolobosea; Eutetramitea; Acrasida; Naegleriidae
Exons: 1
Coding region: 1-468 (155 amino acids)
Biological process (GO): vesicle-mediated transport
Cellular component (GO): membrane
Source: RefSeq, a predicted model, not a curated record
AUGAGAAUUUGUUAUAAUUUUAUUGAUGAUGUAGAAACACAAUUUAAGAGACAAGGUUUUAGUAACAACAGUUUUGGAAAUCAAACCUAUAAGGCUGUUUCAAGUAUUAUUAAAGAUAGAAUGGCUCAUUACAAUAAUUUUGAAAAUGAUAAAAUUUACAAACUUAAAAAUCAAAUAGAUGCCACCAAAGAUGUAAUGAUUUCAAAUAUUGACAAAGUUAUUGAGAGAGGAGAAAAAUUAGAAACUCUCGUAGAAAGAACAGAACAAUUACAAGAUCAAGCAUAUGGUUUCAGAGGAAAAUCUAGAAAAUUGAAAAGUUCCAUGAAAAAGAGAAUUAUUAUCCUUUCAAUUAUUUGUAUUUGUAUUUUAGUUAUUAUUGCCCUUGUGGCAGUAUUUGCUGGUUGUAAUUUCCCAUCAUUUGAUCGUUGUAGAUCCACAACUCCAAAUAAUAAUAAUACUAAACAAUAA